CUCUAAGCGCUAGUCUAAAUGAUUGAGUAACCAUUAUGUCUGACCAACUUCUAUUUACCAGCCAUGGGCCCGAACAACAAAAUGCAUUUAUGUCGGCAAGCUUCGAGUUUCGGCGUGCUUUCUUCCCCUCCCCAGUCUCUACUACAUUAUUGAAAUGUCAUCGAGACCUGACAGCUUUGCGGAGGUCUCUUUGGCUACUCCUGACACUCCUUUGAACAGUAGUACUAAUCACCCUCCUUGGAUUUCGACUUCCGAGACAGCGACUCCUUGCGACUCCUUCGUUUACACUUCAUGCAAUUCUUCUCCACUAUUACCAACUUCACACCCAGGUCCCUGUGGGGAGGAAAUCAAAUCAUCGCCUCAUUCAAAGAAGGGUGCUACAUACGUACGCGCCGUUCUAUUGUUUCUCUCCGCUGUUCUGGCGGCAGUUGCGGUGGUGGUACCAGUCUACUUUGUUGUAAUCAAACACCAGCAUCAUGAGUCAGAGACCAAAGGAACCAGCUCUUCCGAUCCUUCGUCCGUUGGCUCUCACGCCGGUCCAACUUACGGAGCAAAUGGUUCUACGGUCACAACCUCGGACGGAUCGACUUUCACAUACAUUAAUCCAUUCGGAGGAUAUUGGAUAGAUGAUCCUAAUGAUCCUUUCAACGAUGGUGCGCGUCCUAACUCAUGGACGCCACCGCUGAACGAAAGUUGGGUCUGGGGCACAAAUAAAGUUAACGGCGUAAAUAUUGGCGGCCUCUUUGUUCUUGAGCCGUUCAUUUCACCUGCUUUAUUCGAGAAAUACCCAGAAGCUAUUGAUGAAUGGUCACUGAGCACACUUAUGGCCGCAGACACCCCCAGUGGCGGAUUGAACCAGAUUGAGGACCAUUACAACACAUUCAUCACCGAGCAGGACAUCGCAGAAAUUGCUGGCGCUGGGUUGAAUUGGAUACGUUUGCCCAUACCCUUUUGGGCUAUCGAGAAGUGGGAUUCUGAGCCUUUCCUUGAGCAGGUUUGCUGGCCGUAUAUCUUACGAGUCCUUCAAUGGGCACGGAAGUAUGGCCUUCGAGUCAAUCUUGAUCUUCACACAAUUCCUGGCUCUCAGAAUGGUUUCAACCACUCCGGCAAGUUUGGGAAGAUUAACUUUCUCAACGGAGUUAUGGGUGUUGCAAACGCUCAGCGCGCUCUUGGUUACAUAAGGAUCAUUGCUGAAUUCAUUUCCCAACCUGAGUGGAGGAACGUUGUGCCGGUUUUUGGCAUCAUGAAUGAAGCCAGGGUUGCUGUCAUUGGCAUGGAUCAGAUGACAUCUUUCUACAUGCAGGCCCACGAUAUGAUUCGCAGCAUCACGGGUUAUGGGGAAGGGAAUGGGCCGUAUUUUGCAAUCCAUGAUGGCUUCCAAGGUCUUUCGUCUUGGGCAGGGUUCUUGGAGGGAUCGGAUCGAAUUAUCUUGGACAGUCACCCUUACUUCGCCUUCGACGGUAAUCCCAACCCCGAGCCGAUAGCGAUAGGAACUGGGCUGGAUGCUGGUGGCAUUUGGCCAACUCUAGCUUGCUCGAGGUGGGGGACUGAGAUGAAUGUUAGUCAAACAGCGUUCGGUGUCACCUUCGCUGGCGAAUUCAGCAAUGGCUUUAAUGAUUGCGGACUGUACCUCAAUGGGGUGGGGAACGCUCAGGACGUGGCGCCCUCGUGCUCCCUCUUUUUAGACUCGUCGCAGUGGAAUAAUACCAUGAAGGCGGGGAUCCAGCAAUUGGCAUUGGCAAGCAUGGACGCCCUCCAAGAUUGGUUUUUCUGGACCUGGAAGAUCGGGCCUUCAUCUAAUAAUUCGAUUGCAUCUCCACUUUGGUCAUACCAGCUAGGAUUGCAACAAGGGUGGAUGCCCAUUGACCCUCGCAUGGCUACUGGGACUUGCGCUGCACUAGGUGUCACCGCUGACCAGUUCGACGGUGUUUAUAAGCCCUAUCAGACCGGUGGGCCUGGUGCGGGGACAAUCGAUCCUGUCUUAGUGUCUUCGUACGGCCAGUAUCCGCCCAAAUCCAUUAGUGGGCUGACUGCAGGAGCUACGCAAUCUCUUCUUCCUACUUACACGUCGACAAGCGCCAUCCCCACGCUGCCGCCGCCUACCUUUACUCCAAGUCCUCCGAGUUCGGUCGUCAUCGGGAAUGGAUGGUUAGAUUCGUCUGAUACUAGUUUGGCUGCCACAGAAGUCGCUGGGUGCUCAUACCCUAAUGCAUGGGAUGCCAUCAGUGUCCCAAUGCCCACUGCCCUUUGUCCCCCCACCGCGGGUGCUAGUGCCAACGCAGUUACCUCUGCCCCUGCAGUAACGACUUCAUCAUGAGUACCGAUCCAGGUAUCCUUACCGGAACAUCAAAUACUGUAAAUAUUAGUAAUAGCAAACGGCUCCUGGAGUUCCCUAGUGAGAUGAGUACUUUACCUCUAAUACAUCUAAUGUGAGAUCCGGAUUCAAAGGCCAAUACCUGGUCGGCGGUUUCGUAGUCAAAAUGACAAUGCUCACAAGCAUUGGCACAAGUUCGUUUCCACCCCUCAUCUGCUGCAAUGGAGGAAUGCGGUAACAUUAUUGUGAACUGUUUAUCGUAUUUCCAGCUAAAUUUUAUCGCAGUAUAUUAAUGAUAUUAAUUAGCAGGAGCAAAAUUGCACCCUUCUGUAGUUCCCACAGAUACAAUAUCAAGGAAUCAUCCAUUCACUGAUGUGACAUUAGCUAGGUUCUCG
Molecule: messenger RNA, 2709 nt
Organism: Suillus bovinus
Lineage: Eukaryota; Fungi; Basidiomycota; Agaricomycetes; Boletales; Suillaceae
Product: glycoside hydrolase family 5 protein
Exons: 9
Coding region: 155-2317 (720 amino acids)
Biological process (GO): glucan catabolic process
Cellular component (GO): cell surface; extracellular region
Molecular function (GO): beta-glucosidase activity
Source: RefSeq, a predicted model, not a curated record